Messenger RNA from Schistosoma spindalis, 4380 nucleotides. Lineage: Eukaryota; Metazoa; Platyhelminthes; Trematoda; Strigeidida; Schistosomatidae. The record is from the annotation of a GenBank genome assembly.
AGUGUGGAUAGUUUGAUUUUCAUGUUAUAUGCACCUUGUGAUGCUUUGUGGUUUACUUUUGUUAGAAUACAGAAAUCAAACUAGACUCGCCUGAAGAUUCAGAUGACGACUGUCAUUUCUAGACACACGUCCACCAUUUCCUUAGUUUCACAGAAUUCUGUACAACUGGAGGCUGGGUUAUUAGUUCAGUGCCUUAAUCGCUACAAGGAAUAUCUUGAGUGCGGUUGUGAGAAGGUUUUGAACUCCAAAUUUUCGAAAAAGGGAACAGGUUCAAAUGUUUUGAACAAUCCAAAUCCAUCAUUCGGAGAUGACUCCACUGAUACAGCAUUGUCAAGCAUUUCAGGCGGUACCGGUUUUGAAAAUAUCACAUCUUCAGUUGUUCGUAGACUAGAUGCUGGAGCACGCGAGAGUUUAGGUCAGCACUUAAUUCAGUUGUUGGCCACUAUUGUCUUACCCGAUCCUCCUCAAUCUAUAAGCGAAGCAUUCCGGAUAAGUUAAUGCCAUCCGAUAGCAAUAUGGAAAGUUACCGCAAUUUAGCUGAAAAAGGACGCAAAAAGAUGUUGAACUUACCGUUCGAUAAAAUAUUUACUGCCUUAAAAGAAUUCAGUGGACGUUUCAACUUUAAUGUAUGCAUUUAUAUCGUUGCUAUAGCUGAACAUGUGAUCGGAAAUUUUUUGCAGGCCGCUAUUUGCUACGAAGAUAAAGCUCUGACUGAAAAUGUUAUUCGUGCAUCAACUGUCGAGAAAUUGUUUAUCUUGUAUCGAGAUCGUGUUAAACCGCGUCGUAAAAUGUUUGAACAUCGUUUAGCAACAGCUAAUCUUUUUCCUCAAGACUAUGAUAAGUGUGUUGAUGAAUUAUGUAGUUUUCUUCAUACUUGCUUAGAACAAAUGAAUUUAUUGAUACGGGUAUUUCGUGAACCGAUAUUAUCAGUGAAUCCAUCGUCAUCAUCAUCUUAUGAACAACAAGCAACAACGUGUACACAUAUCAAUGAAGAUAAUACACAAGUAUUAUUUGGUAACAUAUUAGAUGUGUAUAAUAAUAUGCGUAUUUUACUGGAUACUAUUGAAGCAGAAGAUGAAGAUAAUUAUUCACCAAAUAUUGUAAAAUCUAAAAAUAGUUGUACAUUGUUAACAUCAUCAACAACGCCGUCAUCGGGAAUGUUUAAUAUUGUUAAACCCCUGAAUACUUCUAAUAAUAGUACCUUUAUAACUAAUGGAAAUGAUAAAACAACUUUAAUGGAUUCAUUGUCUGAAACACUUACUACACUUGAAUCAAUACCAGAAAAACAAUUCUCUAGUGAUGAUGAUAGAAAUGAAAUGAUAAACAAUAUCAAACACAAUAACGAGUGCACUAAUGGAAAAAUCAGUAAUAAUAAUUCAUCAGGAUCGACAUUUCAUUCACCUACUUCAACUGAUCAUACAUUCUCAAAUGAUGAUCAUGACGAUCGUUAUCCUCACCAUAAUAAACCAGAUUCAUCGAUUCACAAUCAUGAUAAUAGUGGUAGUGUUAGUAGUAAUAAUAAUAAUAAGAAUAAAACUUAUCCUAGACGUCUAGUUGGUAUUUGUUUAAUUGAAUUGGCUGAAGAUGAUUCAUUGCAUGCAUUCAGUCGAUAUGCUAAUAUUGUACUAGAUUCUAACUCAAGAGAUCGUGUUUGGAAUUUAAUUGAACAUGAAAGUUAUGCACAGGAAUUAUGUCAAUUAAGUCGAACUAUUGUGCAUACAGCUUCGUUGAAUAAUAAAUACCCUGGAUAUAAUUUUUUUUCAUCUUCAACAACAGCAACAACAACACCAGUGACUGACUUUCAUUCAUUUACAUGUUUGCAUUGUCAGCACUGGGAUACAGUUGUUACUAAACCGCGUAGAAGAUCCACUUCAACAACUGUUACCCCUUUAAACAAUGACAAUAAUUCAUUCAAUGUACAUAAUAAUAAAAAUACUAUGUCCACUUCAGUAGAUUCAGCAGAUAAAUUUGAUUUGACAUCGAAAAUGUCAUUAAAUCGUCAUCACCAUCGUUCACCUCAUUUAUUGGGAAUGAAUACCACAUCUUAUGCAAUUAAUUGUAAUUAUUUAAUAAAUGCUACAAGAUAUUUACUUCCACGAAUAAUUCUACUGCCUAUAUUUCAUUUUUUUUAUUUUCAUGAAUUAAUCGAGACGUUGCAUCGGUGUGCUUAUGAUGAAGUUGAUCGGGCACGUUUAGAAGAUGUGCUUAGUAUGUUGAGAAAGACAAGGGCAACACUAGAACGAGAUUUAGCUAAACAUCCUUGGGUUGCUUUGCAUUUGGUACGAUUGAUAUCAACUGGUCAGUUGACUGACCGUUAUCGUUCAUUAUACUUGAAUGCUGUUUCUGGUGCUUCUUGUCCACCAAGUCCUGUGAAUUAUACGGCUCCACCAUCUCCUGUUAGUCUUUCAAAUCAAAUUGGGAGUCACGUCUCAUGUGCUUCCAUGUUCAGCACAAAUUGUAAUGCUUCGUCUAGUAAUAUAUUCAAUUAUCAUAAUACUCAUCAUUCUACGCCAACAACAGCGAUAACGACAACACCAGUAUCGAUUAAUUCUACUGAUCUAUCAUUUACAUAUAGCAAUACUGUUCAAAAUAAAGCCGAGGAAAUUGAAAAACUCUUAAGUAGUAAGGAUAAGUUAAUUAUGUCAAGUAAUUAUAUUAACACACUUGGUGAUUUUGUGAUGGAAAGUCGUGUACAUUUACGUACUACUGAUUCGAAAAAAUCAUCCAGUGAAUAUAUCGCCUAUUUAUUUACUGGUCUCUUAUUAAUUUGCAAAUGGCAAGAACGUCGUUCAACCCCAUUGAAUCCGAAUUCUAUGCAACAGUCUAUUUUACGUAUUAAACAUCGUAUACCACUUGAUUUAAUUCAUGUUACUGAUUUGCCUCCGAUAGUUCAACCAAAUUUAAUUGGUUAUGUUGGUCAUAGUGGUCCAAUGACACCGUCUUUAGUUGGCGCUGCUGUUCUAGCUGCGACAUCUUCAAAUAAUAGUUAUUCGCAUAAUAUUAACAAUAAUACUGCAUCUAAUAUGAACCCACAUGAAGAAACGUCAACUACUGGGCUAUCAGCAUCAGGUAAGAUUUUGCCAUGUUCAUGUUUCUUGUUAUCUGAUAAUGAAGGCGUCAUUUUGAUUGUCUACUUUCAAAUUUCUAGUGAAUGAAAGGUUUGUGUAUGAUUUUAAUCAAGUUUUUCAUUGUCCCGUGAAACAAGUAGUUAUGUAUAGAUAUUUCUCAUUUAUUCAAUACCUUGAUGAAACUUUAUUGUAAAAUUUUAUGGCCUUGAAUCUGACUACAUUUGGAUCGUAUAAAUGAUUGCUGUCGAAGUAUAUAAGUCGCCAAUCCUCGUAUAUAAUCAUCGACUUGAAUCGCGUUAAUGAGUAACGGAAUUAAAAAUAAGUCAAAUAUGAGAAUACGUAUAUUUUGUACACUCAUUGAUCUGGACAGGCAAUGAGAGGGACAAAGCAAAAGAAGUAAAGCGAAAGAGAACAAAGCGAAAUGACGCGCAUGGACGUGUGUGAGCCAACUCCAUUUAGUCAAGCGUUAAUCGAUAUUUAUAGCCAGAUAAGUGAAUAUGAUAAGAAGUGUACACACAUGCGCUUACAUAGAAACAGCCAAGGUUGACAAGCGAAUAAUUAAGAAGAUCAAAAUGUGACUCAAGAAGAAUAAAUAAAUUGGCCUGUCCGGAAACUCGAAUAAGCUAUGUGGGCUUAACAUAGGACCAGCCACUACAAACAGAUCAUUGAGUAAUCGCAAACCUAGUCAUCUCUGAGGUUGUUCACGUUUCAUUUUAAUGUUCUAGUUUUUAUUCUGUUGUCGAUCAAUACUACAUUUAACCAACUGGUUGUUAUCUUUUAAUGGUGAACAUUUAGCUUUAUUUAGCUUUUGAUGGAGUUUUGUUCGCUGAACUGGAUGGCUUUGUCGUAGAGCUUUCGUCGUUAUUCUUAAUGACAUCACAAACUUCAGAUAGAACUACGCGACCAAACCAUCCAGCUCAGAGAACAAAACUCCAUCAAACUCACCCAAUUGAGUUACAAAUCUUCACCAGCUUGGUUUAGUCUUAGUACAUGAUGAUCCCCAUCUUUUCGACUGUUUGCUUCGUUACAAUAUUAGUGUUAUUUAUGUCAGAGAAAAUGGAUGUAGUUAACUUCAAGCUAGCAUUUUAGUAAAAUUAAAUACACACAAGAUUACUGAAUUGGUUUGACAGUUUUGUGGCUCGUUAAUCUGACUCCAAUUUGAAAGAAUGAAUGUUGUAUGUGCCAUGAUUAUAAAUCUUUUAUUUAACUUCAUAUAUUAUACCCAGGCUAACCCCGUUUGUGCAAAGAUGGUAAUAAGAAGCAAUAUACGGUUAAAUGAAUUUAUUUCAAGCACUCGUUUAUUCAGAGAGAC